Messenger RNA from Ziziphus jujuba (common jujube), 2163 nucleotides. RefSeq names its product DEAD-box ATP-dependent RNA helicase 47, mitochondrial. The coding region runs from base 267 to 1940 and encodes 557 amino acids. Gene Ontology annotation, molecular function: RNA binding; RNA helicase activity; ATP binding. The record is from RefSeq and is a predicted model, not a curated record. The transcript has 2 exons. NCBI's taxonomy places the organism in Eukaryota, Viridiplantae, Streptophyta, Magnoliopsida, Rosales, Rhamnaceae.
AAGUUAGGGGAUCUAAUUGGAAAAACAAAAAUGAUAGGGAUCAGUAUGCAAAAACACGGAAAACGAUUAAAAGGAAAGAAAAAUCUUUCUCGUCGGGGAUAGAGUGCCUCGCUCUCCUACUCACUUAAAGUUUGAGAAUGAUAAAGUUUCAACCUUUCAGCUUUGAGAGGCCUUUUUCCCUGUUAUUUUGCUUGAGAGACUGAUUUCCCAAUCUAUUAGGUGAUCUAUUGCAUAUUGGUUGUAUAAUUACUGGUUGGAACCUACAAAUGAUGCCAGCAUCAAUGUCAUCUCGGUUGCUCAUUUUUGGCGAGUCACUUCCCUUCCACAGAUUGUUGCACGUUUCUAGGAAAGCCUGGUUCCAUAGCAGUGUAUCUAUUCUGCAUCAGGCUGACAACCAUGGCCCCCUCACUCUUGCAAGCCUUGGGUUUAGAAGCAUUCAAGAAAGAAAAGAUGAAGGGAAACCAAAUAAAGUGAAGUUGUUGAAUUCUCAUACUGAAGUCUCAAAAAGCAAAGUGAAGGCAGUGAAAAAUAGUGCAAUUAAGUCAACUGGGAGGAAAAAACAGCUUGACAUAGAAUCAGCACCCUUUGCUGCUCAAUCAUUUUCUGAGCUUGGUCUUCCAGAUUCUUUAAUAGAUAGAUUAGAGAGUGAGGGUUUCAGGACUCCAACUGAUGUUCAGUCUGCAGCAAUUCCUACAAUUCUCAAAAACCAAGAUGUUGUAAUCCAGUCUUACACAGGUUCAGGGAAGACAUUGGCUUAUCUCCUCCCCAUACUUUCUGAGGUAGGCCCACUGAAGAAGAAACCUUUUGACAGAGAUGGUGAACCUGAUGAGAAAACAGACAUAGAAGCAGUGAUUGUGGCUCCUUCUAGGGAGUUAGCAAUGCAAAUAGUUAGAGAGGUUGAGAAAAUAUUAGGACAUGAAAACAGAAAAGCAGUUCAGCAGCUUGUAGGGGGUGCCAAUCGAUCAAGACAGGAAGAAGCCCUUAGGAAAAAUAGACCUUCCAUUGUUGUUGGCACACCUGGUCGGAUUUCUGAGAUUAGUGCUGCUGGGAAGCUUCAUACUCAUGGUGCCCGUUACUUGGUCUUAGAUGAAGUUGAUGAACUCCUUUCCUUUAACUUCCGGGAGGACAUGCACCGGAUAUUGGAACAUGUAGGUAGGAGAUCAGGUGCAGAUACAAAUAGGAAGAAAAGCUUGCUUUCUGGGAAGGCUAAUCGUCAAACUAUGUUGGUGUCAGCGACGGUACCAUUUUCAGUAAUAAGAGCAGCCAGAAGUUGGGGGCAGGAUCCAUUUCUUGUCCAAGCCAAAAAGGUCAUCCCACUUGAGUCCGUCCAACCAUCUGGUCCCAUUAAUUUAUCAAAGCCUAUGAGUGGUACUUUGCCGAGUCAUGCUGCAGUGGAGAGCUUACCUCCCUCAUUGAAACAUUAUCAUUGUGUCACAAAGUUACAACACAAGGUCGACGCAUUGAGAAGAUGUGUUCAUGCUCUUGAUGCCAAGUAUGUUAUAGCUUUCAUGAACAACACGAAGCAGCUAAAGGAUGCAGUUUUUAAGCUAGAGGCUCGUGGAAUGUCAGCGGCAGAGCUACAUGGAGAUCUUGGCAAGCUUGCUAGAUCAACAACUAUGAAAAAAUUCAAGAAUGGGGAAGUGAGAGUUCUGGUGACCAAUGAGCUAUCAGCAAGGGGUUUGGAUGUGGCCGAAUGUGAUCUUGUGGUUAAUUUGGAUUUACCCACAGACUCGAUCCACUAUGCGCAUCGUGCUGGUCGGACUGGUCGACUUGGCAGGAAAGGCACAGUUGUAACGGUAUGCGAGGGGCGGGAAGUUUUUGUUGUGAAGAAGUUGCAGAAGCAGCUUGGAAUUCCCAUUCCAGCUUGCGAGUUUGUAGAAGGCAAGCUUAUUGUCACCAAAGAUGACGAAGACAAAAACUCUCAAGCUCUGGAAACCUAAGACUUUAUCUGGGAUGGCCAUCAAAUUUUCCUUCAAUCUAUUCUUUUGUUGGUUCAAUCCAAUAGAGAUUUACUGAUAGCCUUAUCGAUAUUAGCUUCUGGGAAACUGCAAGUUAUUAAUCAAUACUUUUUAACUCUGAGAUAUACUGGUUGGACACUGACUUUCUUGCAUGCAUGUCCUAAAAAUUUCUUAAUUACUUGAACAGUGAGCUUUCUUUUGUUGA